Oppia nitens is the source of this 2274-nucleotide messenger RNA. RefSeq names its product protein regulator of cytokinesis 1-like. Lineage: Eukaryota; Metazoa; Arthropoda; Arachnida; Sarcoptiformes; Oppiidae. Gene Ontology annotation, cellular component: spindle; mitotic spindle midzone; cytoplasm. The coding region runs from base 150 to 2228 and encodes 692 amino acids. Gene Ontology annotation, biological process: microtubule cytoskeleton organization; mitotic spindle midzone assembly. Gene Ontology annotation, molecular function: microtubule binding. The record is from RefSeq and is a predicted model, not a curated record. The transcript is spliced from 3 exons.
UUGUUGUAUGAAAUCAUAUGACAGUUGAAUAGCAAUACAUUUGAAUACAUGAUUACAACAGUUAUAACAAUAUAUUGAAUGUAAUGUAUGUCUCAUUGAUUUGAUUACCAUUUAUUUGAUUCAAUACUUAAUAACAAUUAAUAAUAAUAAUGAAUACAACGGACGCCGGACUUCAUGAAUGGCUUCUUAAGGAUAACAACGAGUCGGUCGCUGACGAUGACGAUCUGCCACAAGUGUUUGCCAAAGAGGCGGCCAAAGACAUUGCCGAAGACACACAACAGACUGUUGAGAAGAUUGCCACCAUUUGGCUACAAAUGGGAUUAACCACUAGUGAUAUGGUCGAUAGGAUUAAACAAUUAAAAGAUUUACAUUUUACGGCAAAUAAAAACUCUCUGCAAAUUGAAAACUCGUCCUUACAAAGACUGAUCCAAUACAACGACAACAAACUUAAGCAAAUCAAUCAAAUUCUUGAUGAUCUAACUCUUCCAUCAUUUCCUGCGCCCACUGAUCGGUCACUUAAACAAAUCGGACGAAUACUUGUUUACAAAUACAACGAAUUAGAGGCUUUAAAAAAAGAAAGACUGAAUCAAUUGACAGAAUUGAAGUCAAAACGCGACAAAUUGUUGGCCACAAUGAAUCAAAAGGCAAAAGAGUUCAGAACUGCCACUAAUAUACCGUCGGAUGAAGAGCUGAUGCAAUUACAAAGCUAUGUCUCCGAUUUGACAAAAGAGCGUUCAAAACGGUUCAAUAAAUAUCAAUCUUUAAAGAAAAUUAUUGAACAACUCUUUGUUGAACUCGAAAGAGAAGUGGUCUUUGAUUUUGAGAAACAUCUAUUGUUUAAUGAUUCAGAAAAUUUCAUUCUUUCUGACGAUCACAUGAAGAGAUUACAAUCUUUACAUUCAGAAUUGGAGACAUGUUAUCAACAAAACAAUGAUAAGAGAAAGCAAAUGGAAAAGAGAUUACAAGUUCUUUGGGAUAAACUAGAAGUGGAUUCAAUUUAUAGAAACGAUUUCUUUCGUAACAAAAUGGGUUGCAAACCAUCAAUUCUGUCUCUACUGCAACAAGAAGUUGACAAAUAUGAAGAAUUGAAACGACAAAAUCUUGAACUUUUCGUUCAAAAAGUUCGCAAUGAUUUGCUUGAAUGGUAUGAAAAGUGUUUCUUAUCUGAUGAACAAAAGGAUAAAUUUCAAUCAUUUAUUGAUUGCAACGAAUACACUGAAGAGUUGCUUGAAUUACAUGAAAACGAAUUGCAAAAACUUCAGAAUUACUUUGAAGAGUGCGAAGAAAUGUUUGAUAAACUCGGCGAAUGGCAUAAUCUAUGGAACAGAUAUAAAGAACUCGAAAGCAAAGCCAAUGAUCCGAAUCGGUUCAAUAAUAGAGGCGGUGCUCUACUCGCUGAAGAAAGAGAGAAAAAUCAAAUUAAGAAAAAUUUGCCAAAAGUUGAGAACAUUUUGAAGAAGUAUAGUGAAGAUAGACUUAAACUAAAAGGAAAACUCUUCGAUGUGUUUGGUAUUCCUGUGAAACAAUACUUAGAAAAUCUUAAGAUGGAGUAUCAGGACAUGAAAGAGAAUGAAAAAAAGGAACGACAAAGACAUAGACAGAUGGAGAUCAACGGACAGCUUAAGAGUAAAAAGAUGACACCAGUUAGCGGUGGAGUCGUCGUCCGUAAAACACCUGUUAAGAGAGCAUUAGAUACGGCACCCAAUUGUGAUUCAAGUAAUAAAGUUCGCAGAGUUGGCGGCCCUUUGACGCCAUCGCGAGUCAUCAACGAUGUCAACGCUAAUACGUUAACAAAACGAAGAGAUGUUGCCAAACCUGUUCCCAGAGCUCGAGCUCGUAAUCUUGAGAAUCAAAUGAAUCAAGUAUUGGAUACGCCUAAUAUUGACUCAAUUUUGAGUAUAGAUGAGGACCAGUUCCAAGCUCCGCUUACAGAUAGGGAUAACGCCAACUCUACUUUCAUAACGUUUCCCAAUAAACCAUUGACUCCAUCGAGAAAUAUAACGAAGAGAAGGGAACCCAAACAACAAGCAAUGCAUCGACGGUUAUCUCGUAGUUGUAAUGAUUUAUCCGAAGCCAUCGACAAACAGAUGCACAUAAGUAAUGGUCGACACUUAACACCCAUUAGAAGUACUCCUACUUCACCACAAGUCAAGAGUAACUAUGGCUAUACACCGAGUCGAUUGCCUCGUAUUAAUGUCCAUAAACACAAACCACCGUUCCUUCUCUAAGCUUUCAUUUCAUUACAUAAUUUUAUAUUUUUUAAAUAUAUUAUCA